GGAGCGGCGCUUCCGAUCGGUGCCCUCGCCAUUGUGGCUCGGCUGGAAACUUGACUGCGUUAGGGCAGUGACUUCCGGCGGAAGCAGAAGCUGGUUCCGAGGUUUGGCAGAAUGCAGGCUCGGAGUGGGCUCUAGUGGCUCUAGUGUUGGGAUGAUGGCGUUUGAGCAGAUACCAAAAAAGGAUUGGUACAGCAUUCUGGAAGCAGACCCAUCUGCAAGUGUGUCAGACCUAAAACAAAAGUAUCAAAAACUCAUUUUAAUGUAUCAUCCAGAUAAACAGAGUGCAGAUGCGCCAGCAGGAUCAGUGGAGGAAUGUAUACAGAAGUUCAUUGAAAUUGAUCAGGCAUGGAAAAUUCUAGGGAAUGAAGAGACAAAAAAAGAGUAUGACCUGCAGCGACACGAAGAUGAUCUAAGAAAUAUGGGACCAGUAGAUGCUCGAAUAUAUCUUGAAGAAAUGUCUUGGAAUGAAGAUGAUCAUUCCUUUUCUCUGAGCUGUCGAUGUGGUGGAAAGUACAGUGUUUCAAAGGAUGAAGCAGAAGAAGUUACGCUGAUUUCUUGUGAUACAUGUUCACUAGUUAUCGAACUCCUUCAUUAUCGCUGAGAUUGUUCACUAAGUGGAAUUCUUUAGUGUUUUCAGACACAUGGAGGAGAGGCCACUCCACCCUUGUCCAUUCAAGCAAAUGUAUAAAGCUGAUUAAACAAAAGGAUUUCUUUUUUUUGUCAGCUCUGUUUUUGCAGAGAAAAGAUAAGACUGUCAAGCAGAGGCCACCUGGAUUAAGAGAAAAUUAAUUUCAUGAUUCAUAUAUAUUUAUAAUUAUACAUCGCAAGAAAGUGGUCUUGAAUGUAAAUUUAUAUUAAAUAAAUUCCCACCUGAAAACCUUAUUAUUUGUUCACUUUCCUAUUGGUACAAAGUAAAAAUUUUCCUUCCUUCGUG
This is a messenger RNA of Odocoileus virginianus texanus, 934 nucleotides long. RefSeq names its product DnaJ heat shock protein family (Hsp40) member C24 (gene DNAJC24). Gene Ontology annotation, biological process: positive regulation of ATP-dependent activity. Gene Ontology annotation, molecular function: ferrous iron binding; ATPase activator activity. The record is from RefSeq and is a predicted model, not a curated record. NCBI's taxonomy places the organism in Eukaryota, Metazoa, Chordata, Mammalia, Artiodactyla, Cervidae.